CGUUCCGUGGGGACGCGAGCCUCUGCGGCCCUUCCGCAGGAGCCCGGCCCGAGGCAGCAGAGCAGACUGCAGGCGGGGCAGACUUGCCGGUGGGACGCUAAACGGGGUCGGGAGGAGCACUGAGCGACCGCGGUGACCACAGGCUGCUGCUGACCUGACUGCGCUGGUCUGGCUGCUGAGCACGGCCCAGAGACCGGUAGACCUGCGGGCUGCUUUCCGCCAGGACUUUGGAAAGGAAGCAGGAGGGAGGGAGGGGUCGGCGCCGGGAACUCUUGAGUUCACUGAAGCCCAGUCCACUAUGAUCCUACUCGCCCUUGGCUCUGGAAGACGGCUGGAUUUCGUGCAUCACCCGGGGGCGAUUUUUUUGCAAACCUUGCUUUGGAUUUUGUGUGCUGCCGUCUGCGGAACGGAGCAGUAUUUCAAUGUGGAGGUGUGGCUGCAGAAGUACGGCUACCUGCCCCCAACAGAUCCCCGGAUGUCAGUGUUGCGUUCAGCAGAGACCCUGCAGUCUGCUCUGGCAGCCAUGCAGCAGUUCUAUGGCAUCAACAUGACAGGCAAGGUGGACCGGAAUACCAUUGACUGGAUGAAGAGACCUCGGUGUGGUGUGCCUGACCCGACAAGAGGCAGCUCCAAAUUCAACAUCCGUCGGAAGCGAUAUGCAUUAACAGGCCAGAAGUGGCAGCACAAACACAUCACCUACAGUAUAAAGAACGUAACUCCAAAAGUAGGGGAGCCUGAAACCCGUAAAGCAAUUCGCCGUGCCUUUGAUGUGUGGCAGAAUGUGACUCCUCUGACAUUCGAAGAAGUGCCCUACAGUGAAUUAGAAAAUGGCAAACGAGAUGUGGAUAUAACCAUCAUUUUUGCUUCUGGUUUCCAUGGAGACAGCUCACCUUUUGAUGGAGAGGGAGGGUUUUUGGCACAUGCUUACUUCCCAGGACCAGGAAUUGGGGGAGACACUCAUUUUGACUCUGAUGAGCCAUGGACACUAGGAAAUCCAAAUCACGAUGGAAACGACUUGUUCCUCGUGGCAGUUCAUGAGCUGGGCCACGCUCUGGGCUUGGAGCACUCCAAUGACCCCACUGCUAUUAUGGCCCCUUUCUACCAGUACAUGGAGACUGACAACUUUCAGCUGCCCAGUGAUGACCUGCAGGGUAUCCAGAAGAUCUAUGGUCCACCAGACAAGAUGCCUCCACCAACUAGACCUCUUCCCACAGUGCCCCCACACCGCUCCCUCCCCCCAGCUGACCCGAGGAGAAAUGACAAACCCAAGCCACCCCGGCCACCCACAGGCAAACCCUCCUACCCAGGAGCCAAACCCAACAUCUGUGAUGGCAACUUCAACACACUCGCCGUUCUCCGCCGGGAGAUGUUUGUGUUCAAGGAACAGUGGUUCUGGCGUGUGAGGAACAACAGGGUCAUGGAUGGGUACCCCAUGCAGAUCACUUACUUCUGGCGUGGCUUGCCUCCGGGUAUCGACGCAGUGUACGAAAACAAUGAUGGGAACUUUGUCUUCUUCAAAGGUAACAAAUAUUGGGUGUUUAAGGACACGACUCUUCAACCAGGUUACCCUCAUGACUUGAUUACUCUCGGAAGUGGAAUUCCCCCUCAUGGCAUCGAUUCAGCCAUUUGGUGGGAGGACGUUGGGAAAACCUAUUUCUUCAAGGGGAACAGGUAUUGGAGAUAUAGUGAAGAAAUGAAAACCAUGGACCCUGGCUAUCCCAAACCCAUUACAGUCUGGAAAGGUAUCCCUGACUCUCCUCAGGGAGCAUUUGUGCACAAGGAGAACGGGUUUACAUAUUUCUACAAAGGGAAGGAGUAUUGGAAAUUCAACAACCAGAUACUCAAAGUAGAACCUGGAUAUCCCAGAUCCAUCCUGAAGGACUUUAUGGGCUGUGAUGGACCAACAGACAGACACAAAGAAGGACACAGCCCUACUGAUGAUGUCGACAUUAUCAUCAAACUGGACCACACGGCCAGCACUGUGAAAGCCAUCGCCAUUGUCAUCCCAUGCAUCCUGGCCCUCUGCCUGCUGGUACUGGUCUACACCGUGCUCCAGUUCAAGAGAAAAGGGACUCCUCGGCACAUACUGUACUGUAAACGCUCCAUGCAGGAGUGGGUGUGACAUGGGGCUUCCAACUGCUUUUCCAGGAGUUGGUGAUCACUUGAGAUGUGAGACAAGAGCUGUUAUGCUGGUUCCUAGUUCAGAGCAGACUGGUGGCAGCCUGGUUUGGGGCUGACCUUUCAAACCAGAGGGUUGCUGGUCCUGCGCAUGAGUGGAAAUUCAGUUGUGGGGACGCUUCCAUGAUGCAAGUCCCUACCGUCCCUCAGUCCUUUGUCUUUCUUUGUCUUUCCAUUCUAGGCCUUUCCUCUGUAUGCUUGAUGCCCAGGACAUUUUCAGGAGUAACAUCAGAAGAGGAAACCAAGAAAAAGAUUCUUCCUAAUUGUUUCAAAUAGGAUUGUACUUCUGAAGUCUGAGCCCAUUUCUGGGGUUGUAGGGUAGGGAGAAAAGCAAAAGGAAGAACCCGCACAUUUUUGCUUUACAGCCAAGAAAAUUUUAAAAGGUUAAACAAAACAACUCAUAGUUGAACUUUCAGGAAAGUGGAAGACCUAGAACAGCUUAGUCUCCAAAGAGCGUGCUCUGACCUCUCCAGGAAGUCUGCUGUGCUUGCCAGUGUUGAGGCAGCAGGUCAAGACUGGGGAGCCAUUCCAGCCAACAGGGGCCAAAUUCUCUGCAAUAUAGUAACAGCCUUAAUAACAUUCCAUUUUUUUUUUGUUUUCUACAGCUAUUCUCAGCCAUGUCCUUACUGUCCCAGCCCAUUUGUACUUAGAGCUCUACUCAAACAGGACUUUGAAUUGUUUGAAAAUGUUUCCAGAAGUGUGUCCUUCCUGCCACCUCGUGUUGUCAUUGUGGGACCUCCCCAAGCUGUUUUAGGCCAUUGCCCUAGGCCUCCCCUGGGUCUGUUGGGAAUAUUCAUUCUAUGAGAGUGAGAAGCAGCAUGUUCCUAACAUGGUGUGAAGUGACAAUUGCUUACAAGGCAAUGUGACAUUAUAAUCCAGUGGUGGAACCCUUUGAGAACUAUCAAAUCAGCUUUCAGAGUCAAUGUGUUGUCAGUUUGGCUAUCUGGUGAAUUUUGAACAAUUGGGCAAUGGUGACAGUAGUCUCAGGGUCAGGAAUGUCAGGUUUUUAAAACAGGUAUCCUACAACCCUGUGCAAUGUUUAAAUGACCUCUGGUCCUACAGAAAUGCAUCAUGACACAGGCGAUAUGACUUGCUAAAACACUUCCUGGCAAAUAAAAAGGUAUUUUAUUAAGUAUCUUGUAAGAGUGAAAUUUUAUUUGAAUAACCAAUGAUAAUAGCCUAAGUCUUUUUUUACUUUGGUUAGACAUACUGAGUUUCUGUUUUAAAAUCCAUUGCAUGGGAGUUCAGUUUGCCUUGAGACAUGCAGUGCAUAUGGCCACUGUAAAGCGAAUUCAAGUGACUGUCCUGCAUGGCAGCCAUAGUUCUCAAAGGGUUUGUGUGGCUUCUGGCGUCCAGCCAUCUGUUUGGUUACUGACAGAGCCAAGACACCACCAAAGCAUCUCACUGUGGAGUGUCAUUUGUCCUAACAUCAGUGCCGUCAUUUUUGUGCGACCUGUGGAGCAGGUUCGUAUCAAUAGUUUUUUCCUAGUGAAAAGUCAGCAACUGACAGACCUCUUUAUUGAUUUUCAGGAAGCUGCUUCUCAUGAGGAAAAGCUUUCAAGCCACUGGGCUGUGAACUCAUUAGGGAUGGUCAGAAGGGACACACCCUAUGACUCAGACACUGGCUUUUCAGAAAAGCCAGCUUCCUGGGGGAUUAGCUUUUGAAACAAUGAACAGCUUGCCUUGACCUUGAUUGUUGAUCUGUUGAUUGUCAUUAACAACUUAAACAUUGUCUUUUGUGAAAAUUUCUCUUGAACAGUCCUAUUCUAUGUCUUUGCCCUUUGACCUUUAACUUGCAAACUGGCAGAAAUGAAAGGAAAUCUGGUGUUGCUUCUCCAUUGGAAGGUUAAUUAUUCUCUGAAAACCAGUGAGGGUGAGCUGUUUCCUUCAAGUGGAGAGGG
This is a messenger RNA of Phyllostomus hastatus (greater spear-nosed bat), 4079 nucleotides long. It is a transcript of the gene MMP16, whose product is annotated as matrix metallopeptidase 16. Gene Ontology annotation, molecular function: metalloendopeptidase activity; zinc ion binding. Gene Ontology annotation, biological process: collagen catabolic process; extracellular matrix organization; proteolysis. The transcript is spliced from 10 exons. Lineage: Eukaryota; Metazoa; Chordata; Mammalia; Chiroptera; Phyllostomidae. The record is from RefSeq and is a predicted model, not a curated record. The coding region runs from base 299 to 2122 and encodes 607 amino acids. Gene Ontology annotation, cellular component: extracellular matrix.